Messenger RNA from Peromyscus eremicus (cactus mouse), 2846 nucleotides. It is a transcript of the gene Mtmr11, whose product is annotated as myotubularin related protein 11. Lineage: Eukaryota; Metazoa; Chordata; Mammalia; Rodentia; Cricetidae. The transcript has 17 exons. The record is from RefSeq and is a predicted model, not a curated record. The coding region runs from base 234 to 2336 and encodes 700 amino acids.
UGGCCUCUUUAGAGUUACCGAAGUUUCCAAGGAGCCUUCCCUGUCUGGGCAGGACACACCUUUCAAAUAAGACCCCCGGAACUGUGCUCUUCACAUCCCAAACGGUGUUUCCCCUGGGCCCUCCCUCGCCUCUUUCUCCGGGGACCGCUUGGUUUUAGCCUCUCCCCAGAGAGAGUGAGCAUCUUCGAGGACUCCCGCCCUUAGCUGCUCCACUCCCGGAUGGAGCCAGGGAAAUGUGGUGGGGGGGCCGGGGCCAGAGUUUCAACAUUGCCCCCCAGAAAGAGGAGCCAGAAAUAGGGUUCUCUGGACCGAAGUCUGACGCAGGCCACAGGAUGCCGGAGCACAGCAGUCAUCAGCUUGGUGAUUGCCUGGCCUCUGGUUGCCUCCCAGGGGAGAAGAUCCUAGCGUGGGCACCAGGGCUGCGGAAAGGGCGAGAACUGGAGCUGUCUGGAACUCUGAUAUGCACCAACUUUAGGGUCACCUUCCAACCUGGUGGAUGGCAGCGAAAUCAGGAUACUCCCCUGAGCAGUGACCAUGAUUUUUCCCUGGUCAACAUUGGGCGGUUAGAGGCUGUGAGUGGCUUGUCCAGGGUGCAGCUCCUCCGCCCGGGGGCCCAGCUGAAGUUCAUCCCAGAGGAGAUUCUCAUUCACGGUCGAGACUUCCGUCUGCUUAGAGUUGGUUUUGAAGCUGGAGGGUUAGGGCCUCAGGCCUUUCAGGUAACCAUGGCCAUCGUUCAAGCCAGAGCUCAGAGUAGUCAAAUCCAGCAGUAUAGAGGAAUAAUCAUGAGCAAAAUUGGCAAGGUUUCUGGCUCCAGAAAACCACCUAUUCCUCUCUUGGAGACUUUAGAAGACUGGGAAGCUGAGCGGAAGCAGCAGGGGGCCCGAGGCUGGAGGGUCAGCACAGUCAAUGAGAGAUUCGAUAUAGCCACCAGCCUCUCGGGUUACUUCUGGGUCCCUAAUCGAAUUCUGGACAGUGAGGUCAGAAGAGCAUUUGCCCACUUCCAUCAGGGCCGUGGACCGCGCCUGUCCUGGCACCACCCUGGCGGCAGUGACCUUCUCCGAUGUGGAGGCUUCUAUGUAGCCAGUGACCCUAACAAAGAAGAUAUCAGAGCAGUGGAGUCAAUGCUCCAGGCUGGGCACUCUGAUGUUGUCUUGGUAGAUACUAUGGAUGAGAUGCCUAGUCUUGCUGAUAUCCAACUUGCCCACUUGAAGCUGAGGGCCCUUUGCCUGCCUGAUUCAUCUACAGCUGAGGAGAAGUGGUUCUCAGCCUUGGAAGGAACACGAUGGUUGGACUAUGUCAGGUCUUGUCUUCGAAAGGCCAGCGACAUCUCAGUACUAGUGACAUCCCGAGUCCGUUCUGUAGUUCUUCAAGAGCGUGGUGACCGUGAUCUCAAUGGCCUCCUCUCUUCACUCGUCCAGCUGCUUUCGGCCCCCGAAGCCCGGACACUGUUUGGUUUCCAGUCAUUAGUGCAACGAGAGUGGGUAGCGGCGGGACACCCCUUCCUGACGAGGCUUGGGGACACCGGGGCCAGUGAGGAGGCCGCAGUGUUUCCUCUUUUCCUGGACUGUGUCUGGCAGCUCCUCCAGAAGUUUCCAGCUGAAUUUGAAUUCUCUGAGUUUUUCCUUCUCGCUCUGCACGACAGCAUCUGGGUUCCCGACACCCUCACCUUCCUGAGAAAUACUCCCUGGGAGCGUGGGAAGAAGAGUGGACAGUUCAACUCCUACACACAAGUUUACACCCCUGAGUACUCCCAGCCUCUCGAUGGGAGCUCUGCAGAUCUACAUCUGUCUGUCUGGGACUGGGAUUUACGCUACAGCAAGGAACAGAUAUCACAGUUCCUUAAUCCUGGCUACAAUCCGGAGCAUUGCCCAGGUUCCUGGCUCCCUAGGCAACAGCCAAGCUUCAUGGUUCCUGGACCCCCCAGUUCUGUGUGGCUGUUCUCUAGAGGGGCCCUGACAGCCCUGAAUCAGCUCUGUCCUUGGCAAGACAGCCCCUCCUUGCUGGCAGUCUCUUCUCAUUGGCUCCCUCGACCUGCUAGAUCCUCUGAAAGCCUAGCUGAUCAGGAAUGGGGGCUCCCCUCACAUUGGGGAGCUUGCCCUCUACCUCCUGGGCUACUGCUGCCUGGAUAUCUGGGACCUCAGAUCAGGUUCUGGAAACGCUGUUACCUGAGGGGAAGGCCUGAGGUCCAGACUGGCUCCUCAGCUCUUACAGUCUCUGGCCUCCAGGAUGAGCUCUCUUGUCUUCAGGAACUAUUAAGAAAAUUGACACCAAGAGUAUCUCCUGAGGAUCGCUGCAAGAGAAGAGAUCCAAACACCAUCCUCUCUCAGAUCCGCUGAAACUGCUGGCAUUCUCCAGGGCAGGGCGGAGGGGGUGUGGAGGGGGCUCUGCUAAUCUCUUUCUAUCUGACCUUGGCGUUCAGCUUUCCCAUCCCAGCCCACAGAGGAGCUCACUCAGAGCGUGAGUUUCUAUCAUCCGUGUGGCUCCCACCUCCAGCUCUCCCGUCUGGUUUGGUUCCUGGAGCUAUUUUUGUUUCUCUUGAUUUAAAGAGUAAGAAACAAAACCAAUUUAGAGUAUGGCUGCCUUUUUUCCCAGGCAAUUCUGUACCUUUUAGAUGACAAACUGUCAAAACUCUGAGGUCAGAGACACUUUUCAUCAUUCCCAACAAGAUGUCCUAGAGACCUCAUUCUCAGCCCCUCACCGCUGCUUUGAAAUCCAGUCCCUUAGUCUUCUGUGGGAAUGAGGUGAAUAAGGGAGACACCCUCUCCUCCCACCGUGUAUUUUUGUAGUGGUAUUUCUAUUUAAGGAAUUCAUUAAAGCACAGUAUUUCUACACAUUGCUGGUAUUGU